CCUUUCGAAUGAUACUUCUUGAGGUUCAUAAUAGGGCUGUGGAAGAUAUACUGAGUCAUUUGUUUGAGUGCUAUAAAAAUGAUGAUAAAUUUGAGAGAAUUGAUCACAAGAUUGCAGAUUACGACGGAGUUAUUUACAGAAUAAACACCGCUAGAGAGAGCAGAAAGAAGUUGUGUAUUAGCAUUUCCAUUAGGUUUUUUAAAGAGCUUCUGGAACAUGGCGUCAAAGAUCUCUUACAACGUGUUUAUGGAAACAUGCUUCAAGAGACUCCAGAAAGCGGAUAUAAUGUUACAUUAUCCGUCGAUUUUACAGAUUUACCUGUAAGUGCUGGUGACUGCAAUGCCUUGGCUAGAAAGAUUGCGUUGUUGAAACGCAAUUGUUUUGCAUCUGUCUUCGAAAAAUUUUUCAUGAUUCAAAGUCAGGGAGUAACUGACCUUAAACGAGCUAUAAUUAACUACAGAGAUGAUGAAACCUUAUACAUACAAGCUAUGCCAGAUCGUGUUACAGUUAUUUUUAGCACGAUAUUCAAAGAUGCCGAUGAUAUUAUUAUAGGCAAACUAUUUAUGCAGGAAUUCACUGAAGCUCGUAGAAGACUUGAUCGUGCUCCACAGGUAUUAUACUCUGGCAGAGUUCCACCAUCAGAACUACAGGGCACGUCUGCAGCAACAGGAGACAACAUUGCUUAUAUAACUUUUGGUAAUUGA
Messenger RNA from Protopolystoma xenopodis, 704 nucleotides. Lineage: Eukaryota; Metazoa; Platyhelminthes; Monogenea; Polystomatidea; Polystomatidae. The record is from the annotation of a GenBank genome assembly.